Molecule: messenger RNA, 1407 nt
Organism: Rasamsonia emersonii CBS 393.64
Lineage: Eukaryota; Fungi; Ascomycota; Eurotiomycetes; Eurotiales; Trichocomaceae
Product: [RNA-polymerase]-subunit kinase
Exons: 3
Coding region: 1-1407 (468 amino acids)
Biological process (GO): protein phosphorylation; regulation of mitotic cell cycle
Cellular component (GO): nucleus
Molecular function (GO): ATP binding; cyclin-dependent protein serine/threonine kinase activity
Source: RefSeq, a predicted model, not a curated record
AUGUCCGCCCCAGUCAAGUCCAGAUGGGCAGAAGAGGACCCCGAAGAAGAGGCGGCCAUUGCGCAGCGGAAACGCGAAAAGGAGGAAAAGAAACGCGCCAAGGCUGAGAAACAGCGCAAGCUCGAAGAAGCUCAAGCGCAACAAGCGUCUGCACAGCAGGAAGCCAGCCGCGCGGCCAAUGGUGAUGCAGAGAGGCCGGCGAAGCGUCGUCGACUCUCCGAUGAAUCGCGGACGCCUGCUGAAGUUGCUGAGGCCAAGCGUGCAGCUCUGCUGCGCUUUCCAGCGCCCGAAUUGGGACCUUGUCGGCACGUCGACAACUACGAGAGGCUGAACCACAUCGAAGAGGGCUCGUACGGACUGGUUUCGAGGGCCAAGGAUGUGGUUACGGGCGAAAUCGUCGCGCUCAAGAAACUUAAGAUCGAAAACUCGCUCGACGGGUUCCCCGUCACCGGCCUGCGAGAGAUCCAGACCCUCCAGCGAGCGAGGCACCCGAACAUCGUUAACCUGCGCGAAAUUGUGAUGGGAAACAAUAUGGACGAGGUCUAUCUGGUCAUGGACUUCCUCGAGCAUGAUUUGAAAACGCUGCUGGAAGAUAUGCGCGAGCCGUUCCUCCCUUCAGAGAUCAAGACCUUACUCCUUCAGAUUCUUUCUGCGACCGAAUUCCUGCAUUCGCACUGGAUCCUGCACCGCGAUCUGAAGACAUCGAACCUGUUGAUGAACAAUCGCGGAGAGAUCAAGAUCGCAGAUUUCGGGAUGGCCAGGUACUACGGAGACCCGCCGCCGAAGCUGACACAGCUCGUCGUGACGUUGUGGUACCGAUCCCCUGAGCUGUUGCUCGGGGCGGAGAAGUAUGGGCCAGAAAUCGAUAUGUGGAGUAUUGGCUGUAUCUUCGGCGAGCUCCUCACGAACGAGCCGUUGUUCCAGGGGAAGAAUGAAGUUGACCAACUAUCAAAGAUAUUCGCCGUCACCGGUCCACCAACGCAGCAAACAUGGCCGUCCUUCCGCUCUCUCCCCAACGCCAAAUCCCUCCGUCUCCCACCCAGUACCUCAUCGACAACCUCUGGCUCUGGUCCUCCAUUGCUUCCUCGCUCCAAAUUCCCCUACCUCACCAACGCCGGCUUGACGCUUCUCUCCUCCCUAUUGGCAUUGAAUCCAGCUUCUCGUCCCACGGCCGCAGAGUGCCUCCGGCACCCUUACUUCCGGGAAGACCCGCGACCAAAAGCGAAGGAGAUGUUCCCUACCUUCCCCUCCAAAGCGGGUAUGGAGAGGCGGCGACGACGGGCAACCCCAGAAGCCCCGAAACACGGCGAGGAAGCGCCGCGGCUGGAUUUUGCUGGCGUCUUUGGUGGCGCUCCCGGCGGGGAUGCUGGAGAGGCUGGGGCUGGGUUCACACUGAGACUUGGUUGA